Prunus armeniaca (apricot) is the source of this 3099-nucleotide messenger RNA. The record is from the annotation of a GenBank genome assembly. Lineage: Eukaryota; Viridiplantae; Streptophyta; Magnoliopsida; Rosales; Rosaceae.
AUGAUUGAACCACCUGUUACCGAAGAGGAAGACAUAGUGGGUUGCUCCUUUCUCCUGAAUCUGGGGGAUGCCUUUAAUGGGGUUGAAGUCAUUGAAGAGCAGCUUAGAACAAGGAAGGAUUACCAAGAAAUUUCUAGCAUCAUGAAUGUGGGGAUGACUUAUAGCUUGUUAUAUAGUUCAGCAAUUGAGUGUGAAGGUCCUAUGGAAAGGAGGGAGCUGCUACUGAGGAAGUUUAAAGAAAAGCACAUACCACCUAGUACUGAUGAAAUAAACAAAUUUGACAAGGUACAGUCUACCUUUUGGAGAGAAUGGAAACUGAAAUUAGAAGACCAAAAGCGCGUUGCAGAUUGCUGUAGAGCAUUAGAGAAAAUAAUCCCCGGCGUUGACACUGCACGCUUUUUGUCUCGGGACUUUAAUUACAUUCGAAGUGUUGUUUUUCCCCUGAUUGAUUCAGUAAAGUUAGAGAAGAAGCACAUUUUGAAGGACGUUUUAAAAUUAGCUGAUGAUUAUGUCUUGAACCAUGCAGAGGUCUUUCUACGUUAUCUGAGUUCUGUCCUUGUUUCUGAGGUUUGGACCAAUGAUGAUAUUACUUACGAAAUUUCAGAAUUUAAAGGAGAAAUAGUUGGCUAUGCUAUAGAAACCAUCAAAGCUGUCUCCUCCAAUGUAUACCCUGCAAUUGAUGGACGCAACAAGUUGCGUCUUGCUUACAUGUUUGGUCUGCUCUCUGACUGCUACUUGCAACUGGAAGAAAGCAGAAAAGAAUUACCAAUUAUACACCCUGAUCAAGAGCAUCUAUCUGGUUUUGGAUUAUCUCGUUUUUACAAGUUAAUGGAGCAAGAGUGCAAAAGAGUUUCGUUUCUUGCGAACCUAAAUUUCAAAAAUAUUGCUGGCUUAGGUGGUUUAAACUUAAAGUGCUUAAGCCAUGAAGUCUACAUGCACAUAUAUGAAGGUAGCUUGGAAGCCUUGGCAACGAUGGGUCUCAUAACGUGGCAAGAUGUCUACAAGCAUCAUGUUUUGAGUUUGUUGACACCUUUGGAGGCUAAAGCCGGAACUGAUUCGAUCAUCAAAAGCACUGAGGACCUUCAAUGCUUCAUAUGUCAACUUGAGCAGAGCUAUGAAUAUUGCAGAAAGUAUAUUCUACUCUUGGUGCGUGUAGAUUCUUUGAACAUUAUGAAGCGGUAUUUCACCAUUAUUGUACCUCUUUUGGGUUCUUAUGGGACUCUACCCGAUAACUCAUCUUGGCAAGAAUGUCUUAUAAUUCUCUUGAAUUUUUGGAUAAGAUUGAUUGAUGAGAUGAAGGACAUUGCAUCUCAUGAGGAAGCCGGAGAAAAUCUCAGGCUGAAUCUGGAUUGCUUAGCGUGUUGUCUAAAGAUUUUCAUGAGGUUGGUAAUAGAAGACACUGUCUCGCCAAGUCAGGGCUGGGGUACAAUUGUCAGCUUUGUCAGUCAUGGUUUAAUUGGCGACUGUGCUUCUGAACCAUAUAUGUUCUGUAGAUCCAUGAUUUUUUCUGGUUGUGGGUUUGGAGCAGUGGCUGAAGUAUUUUCUCAAGCAGUAUUAGGGGGUCCCACUGGUUCCACUUUGGCAGGUGACACUGAAGUCCAGGAACUUCCCCUUCUCUACUUAAAUAUUUUGGAACACAUUUUAAAGGAUGUGGUUGUCCGUGAGUGGCAGGACUAUGAGAACUUGUAUAAGCUUUUAUCAUCUUUGAGUAAAUUAGAAGGUGAUCUAGAGGAUUUGGAUAAGGUCAGGCAUUUAGUUUGGGAAAGAAUGGCCAAGUUCUCAGAUAACCUGCAGCUACCAGGGUCAGUUCGAGUUUAUACUUUAGAGCUUAUGCAAUUCCUCACUGGUAAAAGUAUCAAGGGUUUGUCUGCCAGUAUACAAUCUAGUGUUAUGCCGUGGGAAGGAUGGGACGAGGUGCAUUUUAUGAGUAACAAAAGUGAAACUACUGAUCGGGGGUUGGUUGAUCAUAAUGAUACACCUAACAGGUUUACAAGUACAUUAGUUGCCCUCAAGUCAUCACAGCUUGUGGCAACCAUAUCACCCACCUUGGAAAUUACUUCCGAUGAUCUCUUGAAUCUAGAGACAGCUGUUUCUUGCUUCCUAAAGCUGUGUGAUGUUGCUGAAUCAUAUUCCCAUGUUGGUUCUUUGCUUGCCAUGUUAGGAGAGUGGGAAGGAUUUUUCUUGGUGAGGGAAGAUAAGAAACCCUCUGUAGAAUCUUCUGAUGCUGGAAAUGACUGGAAUGAAAACUGGGACGAAGGAUGGGAGAGUUUCCAGGAAUUAGAACCUCCUGUUAAAGAAAAGGAGAGUUCCUUUUCCAUUCACCCUUUGCACGCAUGUUGGUUGGGGAUUUUCAAAAAACUUGUAAUGCUCUCCCAGUUUAAAGAUGUUUUAAGACUGAUUGAUCAGUCCUUGCUUAAAUCUAAUGGGAUAUUGCUUGAUGAAGAUGGUGCGAGGAGCUUGAGCCAGAUUGUUCUUGAAAGAGAUUGUUUCACGGCUUUAAAGCUGGUGCUACUACUGCCUUUUGAAAUGCUACAGUUGCAGUGUUUGGCUGCUGUUGAAGACAAGUUGAAGCAAGGAGGCAUCUCCGACUCGAUUGGUGGGGACCAUGAGUUAUUAAUGCUAGUAUUAUUCUCUGGGGUUUGGCCCACUAUCAUCUCCAAUUCUUCCUAUGGUAACACGUUAUCUUUUAUCUGCUAUUUGGUCGGCAACUUAUCCCACAAGUUUCAAGCAUCUCAGUUACAAAAGGAGAGGCUUGUUCAGAAAGGAAAGGGUGGGUGCGAAGAAGAAAAUGAGAGUUGGUUGUUGGUUUUUAGAAGAAUACUCUUCCCCUGUUUUAUUUCAGAGCUUGUGAAGGCAGAUCAGCAACUUCUGGCAGGACUCAUUGUUACAAAAUUUAUGCACACAAAUGCGUCACUUGGUCUUGUUAAUGUUGCAGAGGCAAGUCUUGGUCGGUUUUUAGAGGUGCAGCUCCAUGGACUACAUGACCCCCUUGAUGAGACACGUUCACAGGAAACCUUGAACAAUGUUGUUUCUAGUUUGAGAGGCAAGUUGGAAAAUCUGAUCCGGGGUGCAUUGUCGUUGCUUUCAACCAAUGCUUGA